Molecule: messenger RNA, 1924 nt
Organism: Seriola aureovittata
Lineage: Eukaryota; Metazoa; Chordata; Actinopteri; Carangiformes; Carangidae
Product: claudin-14-like
Exons: 5
Coding region: 488-1228 (246 amino acids)
Biological process (GO): cell adhesion; bicellular tight junction assembly
Cellular component (GO): plasma membrane; bicellular tight junction
Molecular function (GO): structural molecule activity
Source: RefSeq, a predicted model, not a curated record
GGUUUAGGGAAACCGACUUUGCUAACUCACAAGCUAACCUAGCUAGCGUUAGCUAAACUGAACUCGUGACAAAGUAUUGCUAGGCAGACCUUGGAGAGGAUCAUCCCUUCACUAUAGGGCUCUUACAGCGAGCUGAAUACUACAUGAGGGACCCAGGGGAAGGGCCAGGAAAAUGCUUUUGUAUACCAACAGGAUGUCAUGGUGGGUUCGGGCACAGAGGGAGAGAGCGAUAAGCAAGAAGAUGGACUUAGAAGAUGGACCCAGGAUAAAACCGCAGUUUUGAAUGACCUCACCUGGCUUGUCAUACAAAACAGAGACAGAAGGAGCUGGUCAGUGUGGAAUCAAUGCCAGUGACCCUAUUUAUCUGGAGCUUCUCCAAAUACAUCUCUGUCACUUAGGACAAGUGUGCAGUCUGGACACCUGUGACCAUGGCUCUGUAGUCCUCAUGUAACCUUGUUGUUUUAGCACCUGUCCGAGUGAAACAAUCAUGGCCAGCAUGGCAGUUCAGCUCCUUGGAUUCUUCUUAGGGCUGUUGGGACUUGUGGGAACUGUAGUUUCAACUCUGCUCCCCCACUGGCGCAGCACAGCCUAUGUGGGCUCGAACAUCAUCACAGCCACCGCCUACAUGAAAGGCCUGUGGAUGGAGUGUGUAUGGCACAGCACUGGCAUUUACCAAUGUGAGCUGUACAGAUCUCUACUAGCACUGCCACGAGACCUGCAGGCAGCCCGGGCGCUCAUGGUGCUCUCCUGCAUCACCUCAGUCCUGGCAUCUGUAGUGUCUGCGAUGGGGAUGAAAUGUACCCGCUUUGCCCGUGGCUCGUUGAUCAAGUCUCCGUUGGCGAUGAGUGGGGGGAUUUGUUUCCUCUGUGCUGGUCUUCUCUGCCUGGUCACAGUGUCCUGGACCACCAACGAUGUCAUAAUGGAAUUCUACGACCCCUUCCUUCCCAGCGGGAUGAAAUAUGAGAUCGGCCUGGCCGUAUACCUCGGCUACGCCUCGGCCUGCCUCAGCCUGAGCGGAGGACUGGUGCUGUGCUGGAGCAGUAGGGGUGCCACGUCACAGAGUCCCCCCCAUACGCAGAGGAAUCAACCAUCAUCACCUCCCCCUUGCUUCUACAACAUAUAUACCCCUGCUCCACUCUACAAGCCCCCAGAGGCGCUAAAGGACAAUCACGCUCCCUCACUUUGCUCCCUUUCCAGCAGCGGCUACAGGCUCAAUAACUAUGUCUAAAACUGGGGGAGACACUAACAUGGUAACUGUGAGGCUACAAGAUCUGCGUAUGAAUGAAACUGAUACUGAACGGUUCAAAACAGUCAAUUGACCACAUCUCCAACUUAUUUUUAAUACCUCUCCAAGUAUUUGCACCUCCUCCAUACCCAUAAAACAAGAUGGAAAAGGGAAAAGGAAGAACCAGUGUCCUACAAUCCUAUAUUUGACCAAAUAUCAGUUGCCAUAUUUGAAAGGAUAUCACGACUUGACAAACUCCCAAACCCCUUGCUUCAAACUUCAUUGUGAUCAGAUCUUAGGUUACAUUAUGGUGGUUCCUAGCAAAACUGGGAACCACUGUGUGUGUAAGAGAAGUGAGAAAAUAAAACCUGCUGCUACGUACCUGAAGGACCAGAAGAUGGCAACAUUUUCCUGAAAAUAGUCACAGAAGCGACUGCAUGAAUCAGUUUCCACACUCUCAUUGUAUCACUCAUGUUAAUAAAUGACCAGUUGUUCUGUCACAUCCUUAUUGGAGAACACUUUUUAGCUGGGAUUAACUCUUUGAAAAUGACAAUACAAAUGCACCGUUACUUUUAUAAACAAACAUAUUGUACUUAAUAUCUGUAGUCACUGUCUAUAAAUCAUUUUCAAGUUGACAAAAAUAUACGAUUAAUGCAUUUCUAAUCAUUUAAAUAUAAUUGAUAUAAUAAAAAUACUUUA